AUGGCUUCCAGUAUUCUCAUGUUACAUGAUCUGUCCGCCCUCUGCUCUGAUGCUGUCCACUUCAACCCCACUGGCUAUGCCGCGCUGUGCCUGCUGGGAAAUGUAGUCUUCAACGGCAGCCGAGACAGACAGGUGGGUGUGCGGACGGACAUGCGUCCAAAUAUUUCAUUCGAUCUAUGCAAAAAUAGGAAUGAAACUGUCCAUAGAGCUACACAACAUAAGACGUUGCACCUGCUGGCAUUUUCCAUAUAUCCCAGAGUUCAGAUUAUCAUUUCUGUGAUUGUCUUAUUCAUGUACAUUCUCUGUAUACUUGGAAACUUGCUUGUAGCUAUAAUAGUAUGUCUGACACCCCGGCUGCAUACUCCCAUGUACUUUUUUCUGGGCAACCUUACAUUCCUAGAUAUUGUGUAUGUGUCUGUAAUCUUGCCAAAGCUGCUGGCCAUCAGUAUGAUAGGUGACACCAGUAUCUCCUAUCCGGGGUGCUUUACACAAAUAUUCUUCUACGUUUUCUCUAUUGGAACAGAAUUUUUCCUGCUGACCUCUAUGGCUUAUGACAGAUACGUGGCCAUUUGUAUUCCAUUACACUACGUCAUGAUGAUGAACAGAAGGACAUGUUUGAUAUUGGCCGUAUUUUGUUGCACUAUUGGGACUUUUAACUCGCUUAUGUACGCAGUGCUUAUAUCACGGUUAUCGUUUCCCAGUUCCAGUGAAAUCAACCAUUUCUUUUGCCAUAUGAAGUCAGUACUCCGUAUCUCUUGCAAUGACAGCACCAGUAUUGCAAUCUUAAUUACUGUUGAUGGUAUUGUUUUAGGGUUUGUGACCUUCAUGUUGAUUCUCACAUCUUACAUGCGUAUCAUAUCUACGAUUCUAAAGAUUCAUACCACCGCCGGGAGGCUAAAAGCCUUUUCCAGCUGCUCCUCUCACAUCACCAUCGUUGUUUUAUUUUGUCUGACGUCUCUCACUCUGAACAUGAAACCGGAAACAGAGUUCUCUCAGGAACAGGACAAAAUACUUUCAAUGGUGUAUAUUGCUGUAGUUCCAAUGUUAAAUCCACUAGUAUAUAGUCUGAGAAAUAAAGAUGUUCUAAAAGCUAUAAAUGAAUUGAGAAAAUAA
This is a messenger RNA of Nanorana parkeri, 1113 nucleotides long. RefSeq names its product olfactory receptor 1L4-like. The record is from RefSeq and is a predicted model, not a curated record. Gene Ontology annotation, biological process: G protein-coupled receptor signaling pathway. Bases 1 to 1113 code for a protein of 370 amino acids. Gene Ontology annotation, molecular function: G protein-coupled receptor activity; olfactory receptor activity. The transcript is spliced from 3 exons. Gene Ontology annotation, cellular component: membrane. NCBI's taxonomy places the organism in Eukaryota, Metazoa, Chordata, Amphibia, Anura, Dicroglossidae.